Molecule: messenger RNA, 2628 nt
Organism: Rhododendron vialii
Lineage: Eukaryota; Viridiplantae; Streptophyta; Magnoliopsida; Ericales; Ericaceae
Product: primary amine oxidase 1-like
Exons: 4
Coding region: 501-2453 (650 amino acids)
Biological process (GO): amine metabolic process
Molecular function (GO): quinone binding; copper ion binding; primary methylamine oxidase activity
Source: RefSeq, a predicted model, not a curated record
CUCCCAAGUCUCCACCUUUAAAAUUUAUUAUUAUGUGAUUUGGUGGGAGUAUUAUAGGAAUUUACGCGAAAGUAACCAAUGGUAACAAUUACUCCGAGUAACAUGAGGCUGAACAUACAAAUCAAGUUCAUUGAUGAACAUAAUUUUUUAAGAAAAGGUCCCCACCAACAGAUCUUUAGCUUAAACUAGGGAUUCUCAUCUAUGGAUUUUCUGUGGUUUAUUCUGUGUUAUGUUUCUGUCAACCUAGACUUAUUGAAAAGGAAAAUGCUAUUCAUAUUUCCUAUAAGAGAAAGCAUGCUUUGCCCACAAAGUACGCAAUGGUUUUAAUAAGAUGUGCAUCAAGUAGGCCACAUUGAUGGUGAUGGGCUGAGCAUUGUUUCUUACCAAGCAAACUUUGCUGUCAUCAUGUGAGCAGUCAUUGCGAUAUUUUAAACCGCACCUGCCCUGCCCUCUAUUAUAUAUACUGCCAAACAGUACUUAGAACACCAAAUUUGAAUUCCAUGACUAUACAUUUCUUACUAGCAGCUAUUCUGCUACAAUGCUUCUUCAUAGCCACACUUCAUCACCCUUUAGACCCUCUCAACCCUAGUGAAAUCAACCAAAUUAGGCUUAUCAUCGAAAAAUCCCAUUUUGGUACACUUUCUAACUUGACUUUUCACUUUGUUGAUCUUGAAGAACCAGAGAAAGAAGAUGUUCUCAAUUGGCUAUCUUCAGAUAAACACAAGGGGUCUUUCCCUUAUCGUCAAGCCAAGGUAGUGGUUCGAGUCAGGGGUGAGACCCAUGAACUCAUUGUUGACCUAGCCACUGGUUCGAUCACAUCGGAGCAUGUUUACACUGGUCAUGGUUUCCCUCCAUUCACUUUCUCCGAGCUCCUCCAAGCUAGCAAACUUGCGUCGAAUUACCCCCCAUUCAAAAAUUCUCUCUUGAAAAGGAACUUGAAUUUGUCUGAAGUCACUUGCUUUCCUUUUACAAUUGGUUGGUUUGGGGAAAUUGUUACGAAAAGAGCUCUCAAAAUUUCGUGCUAUUAUCGCGGAGGAACGACUAAUAUUUUUGCUAGGCCUAUAGAAGGCAUAAUCAUUCUAGUCGACGUAGAGUCAAUGCAAAUUACCAAGUAUGUAGACAGAUUUACAGCUCCAAUGCCGGGAGCUGCUGGGACCGACUUCCAAGCAUCAGGGCAAGGACCGAAUCCUGAUUCAGCCCCUUGUAAUGGAACGAACAGUAGGCUCACGGUCAAAGGCCACGAGGUUAGCUGGGCCAAUUGGGCCUUCCAUGUCGGGUUCAAUGCUCGAGCCGGGCCAAUCAUAUCAACCGCAUCCGUAUUCGAUACUGGAAGUAAAAAGUUCAGGCGUGUGCUAUACAGAGGACAUGUAUCGGAAACAUUUGUUCCGUACAUGGACCCUAUAACUGAAUGGUACUUCAGGACUUACAUGGACGUAGGUGAAUUUGGAUUCGGGCGGGCUGCUUUCAGCCUUGUGCCACUGACUGAUUGCCCUGGCAACGCCGUGUAUAUGGACGGAUGCUUCGCUGGGGUAGACGGGAAGCCGGUGCAGGUGCCCCAAGUAAUAUGCAUUUUCGAGCGGUUUUCCGGUGACGUGGCUUGGAGGCAUACAGAAAUUGGAGUUCCAGGAAAAGUGAUAAGAAGUGGGGAACCAGAGGUUAAUUUGGUGGUUAGGAUGGUGGCUACUGUUGGGAAUUAUGACUAUGUUCUUGACUGGGAAUUCAAGCAAAGUGGGUCCAUUAAAGUUGGGGUAAGUUUGACAGGGGUACUAGAGGUGAAGGCAACAUCGUACCCACGCAACGGUGUCACAUCAGACGAUAUCCACGGCACAUUUGUGGCUAAAAACACCAUCGCCGUCCACCACGACCACUACCUUACUUACUACCUCGACCUCGACAUAGACGGAUCCAACAACUCAUUCAUCAAAUCCAAACUUAAGACAGUUAGAGCGACGGAUGUCAAACCCCCCACUCCAAGGAAGAGUUAUUGGACGGUAGCUAGCGAAACCGUUGAGAGAGAAUCAGAAGCGAAAAUUCGGAUCGGUUUGGAAGCAGAGGAGUUUUUAGUUGUGAAUCCGAAUAAGAAGACGGAAAUGGGGAAUCAGGUGGGGUACCGUUUGGUUACCGGACAACCGGUGAUUUCUCUCCUGAGUGAGGAUGAUUACCCGGAAAUCAGAGCUGCUUAUACGAAGUAUCAGUUGUGGGUGAGUCCGUAUGAUAAGUUGGAGAGGUGGGCUGGUGGGUUCUAUGCUGAUAGGAGCCAGGGUGAUGAUGGGCUAGCUGUUUGGAACCGCAGAAAUAGGCCGAUUGGGAACAAAGACAUAGUUCUUUGGUACACGGUUGGGAUCCACCAUGUUCCAUGCCAAGAAGAUUUCCCGGUGAUGCCCAGAGUUUAUGGCGGAUUUGAGCUACGGCCGACAAAUUUCUUUGAAAGAAACCCAAUUCUCAAACCGUAGUUUGAGAUGUUUGUUAUGAUAGUGAACAGAGUUUAUUCUUGUUCAUUUUGGUUUGUUUGAUCACCAAGAGAGCAGUUGAUAGUGAAGGAGUGGGGAGAAAGACACACUUUGCAUGUCUUUUACUUAGUACUAAUAGAAUGGUGAAAAUUGCAAGAAAGGAAAGUUUUAUGAUUAA